AUGUACGCCGCCAACCAUUGCGGGCCCAAGAGUCCCAGCAAUCCAACUCAAUUCUCCAACAAUCCAUUCCUCGACGAUCCCUCCAACCCGUACACCCGCUUCCCAGAUAUUACAAGUUCAAGUUCCCUACAGUCUCCGCCACCGCAGAUUCAAGUAGGAUACAGUGGAACGGAGUAUGCUGACAGCACCCAGUAUCAGGCUCAACAAUACCCGUACUGGCAGCAGCAGCAAUAUUCCGGACAGUAUCCAGGGCAGCCGCCCCAGUUCCAGAACUACAGCCAGUUUGCUUCAGCAUCAUAUACCCCGCAAUACACUAAUACGCCACAUCAAUUCAUAUCGACAACAGGAGCCGGAUUCCAGCCACAGCCAACAAGUACAUUCGAGCAGCAGACGGGCUCACAGCAAUACGGGUACACCGGUGGCGGCCAGCAGUACUCCAACCAAGGCUAUCCGCAACAGUUUAGGAGUAGUCCAUCGUAUCUCUCGGAAUUCGAUCCAUACGCCCAACAACAGCCGGCGUCACCCAAUCGUUCCCACUUGAGUGGGUCUUCCUCGGGAGGAGGAAGCAAGGGGCCUCGAGGAGAACAGCAUCCGCGUGACUUCCUCCGGUCUCAUAAGGCCGACCUAGAGGCCUGGGACCCAUAUGCAUGGAAGCAGCUGAUCAAUGCGUGCGAGGCCCUGAAGGAUGCCUGGAUUUUCCGGAAACAGCAUGCCGAAAACACGGUACGGCAGUACGGUGGAGGUUCUUCCGGCUUCUUCGGAGAUGCGCCUCAGGGAUAUGGAUACAAUAGUAAUUCCCAUAUCGAAGGUUGGAAGCAGGCAAUGAAAGAAGCAGUGUCGAAUGUUGAUACCGCUGCUGCGUCAGUCUUCCAACUGCAGGAAGUAUAUAGCAGUUACAGGCAGUCGGGGGAUGUUUCCAGCAAGCGGCGCGUCCGUGAGGCAACCAACGCUGCCUUAACCGGAUUGCCUGACUGGCCCGGUCCGUUGAGUUAG
Pisolithus orientalis is the source of this 993-nucleotide messenger RNA. RefSeq lists its product as uncharacterized. The record is from RefSeq and is a predicted model, not a curated record. The transcript has 4 exons. Bases 1 to 993 code for a protein of 330 amino acids. NCBI's taxonomy places the organism in Eukaryota, Fungi, Basidiomycota, Agaricomycetes, Boletales, Pisolithaceae.